Lipotes vexillifer (Yangtze River dolphin) is the source of this 1383-nucleotide messenger RNA. It is a transcript of the gene MSS51, whose product is annotated as MSS51 mitochondrial translational activator. Lineage: Eukaryota; Metazoa; Chordata; Mammalia; Artiodactyla; Lipotidae. The record is from RefSeq and is a predicted model, not a curated record.
AUGGCUCCACGGUCCCGAUGACGAAGGCACAAGAAACUCCCCUCAUCAGUGGCUCCCGUGGUUGUGACCCCACCCACAGUUGUGACUCCUGUGCCUCUGACCCUCUCAAAACCUGGCCCUAGCAUUGAUACACUUGGCUUCUUCUCCUUGGAGAAUAAUGUUCCUGGCCUGUCCCAGCUGAUCCCAAAACUGAAUAUGAAAAGCUAUGAAGAAUACAAGUUGGUGCUAGAUGGGGAUACUCCUGUAUCAGGCUUUGGAUAUAGAUGCCUUCAAGAAAUGUUCCAGAAGAUGGAGGACACAUUCCGAUUCUGUGCUCACUGUAAAGUACUCCCUAGUGGCCUUUCAAACUCCAGGGUCCUCCAGCAUUCUCUCAGGUGCAGGAGUGUCUAUUACUGUGGUCCAGAGUGCCAGAGGUCAGACUGGCCAGCGCACAGGAGGGUUUGUUAAGAGCUGCAUCUUGUAGCUGUGGACCGUCUCAUGGAAUGGCCUCUGGUCACAGGUGAUUUUGUCCUUCCCUCAGGACCUUGGUCUUGGCUGACUGAAGUCGCACAGGGCUGGGACACCUGGUUUUCUAUGUGAUGUUUACAGCUAGAGGCUACUCUGGAUGCUAUGCUUGGUAGUUAGGCCAUGACCACCCUGUGGGCCAGUGUAGGAUGGCCAAGGCCAGAUCCAGAUGUCCUGCAGGGCUCUUUGAAGUGGUUGCUGACAGAUGCCCUGUCACGGCCCUUGACACUGGGCUUUGGGCUUCGGGCCUUGGGGAUAAAUGUUGGGAAGGUCGGGGGAAGCACAGUGCACAUGGUUGGUGCUUCUCAUGCAGAGACUUUCCUCACUCACCGGGACUAUGAUGAACUUGGCUACAUGUUUCCUGGGCACCUUGGCCUCCAUGUAAUCAUGGUGGGUGUAGAUGUAGCUGCUGGCUUUUCACAGAGUGCCUCACCUUCACUCCUGGAACCUGGCACAGUUCAGCUUAGUGGCCAUAGGGGCCUCUAUCAUGACUUCUGGGAGGAGCAGGUAGAGUCUGGGCAGAUAGCCCAUCCAGACUUGGUGGUGGCAUUCCAUCCAGCUAAGAGUUUCCAUGCUUCCCCGGACCUGAUGGAGGCUUGGCUGCCCACCCUUUUGCUACUUCGUGAUUAUGAGAUCCCUAUGAUGAUUACUGUUUACAGCCAGCAGGAGUUGGCAGCCUCUUUGCAGAUUCUGGUGGACCUGGAUACACACAUCACAGCCUGUGGAGCUAAUCCUUUUGCGUCCCUCAAACCUGAACAGAUCUACUCCAACCCCAACAAGCAGCCAGUAUUCUGCAGUGCCUACUAUAUCAUGUUUCUUGGAAGCUCCUGCCAGCUGGAUAAGAGGCAAUUGGAAGAGAAAGUAAAUGGCAGGGUAUAA